AUGCUGGAGUCCCAGCUGAUCGCUGUGCCAACGAGGCAAUUCUGCUUGACAAGCCGUCAUGGCAUCGCUAGAUACUCGCAGCAAGCCUGCAAGCAAGAGGAUCUACUUUCGGGGCUUCGCCCAGCACUUGAGCACCGUGGGCGCAUGCGCCAUAUUCUGGUCGUGGCACCGACAGACCAUGGUCAAGAUAGCCUUCUGGGCUACUUGUCUAGACACCGCUCGUGCACCGGAAAAGCUGUAUCUAAGAAGCUUCUACCGAACACGAAGGAGCGUCAUCAGAGCCAGUGGAUUUCGCUCCCUCUUCGGUUCGAUCCUCCGGAUGACCUGCCCUGCUUGCUGCACCUCGUGGCCCCACAUUUUGGGGACACCCAGCAGAUCACAGACUGUUUUCCGCUCGUGGAUGGUCUUUUAGUCGUAGUGGAUUGUGCAGAAGGCUUGACUGACAAUUUCUGCACCACCUUUGGGUCCGCAGUUACACAUGGAUUGCAGCCGGUCCUGUUUCUGAACAAGCUUGACAAGCUACUGGCCCUGGAGCCUGACAACGAGCUUUGCUACCAGCGGCUUUCCCUGAUCGUGGACAGGCUGAACGGCGCGAUGGACGGCGUGCCCUCUUUGAGGCCUUUGAAAGUGGAGGACGGUAGCAUCGUCUUUGGACGUGGCUCUCUGAGUGUCGCAGAGUCUAUUGGUGGCUGGGGCUUCACUUUGGAACAGUUCUUGAUGGAGAUGGCGUCUCGCUUAUGGGGCGAUCAUUUCUACAAUGGCCGCUGGCGGAACUCUGACGGUGAGCGUGGCUUUUGCAAGUUGGUCCUUCAGCAAAUCCGAGGCAUCUACGCCACCUUGGAGGCUCCAGAGGAUGUGGGCUUAGCCCGCUUGCAGGAGCUUGGCGUCACUCCGAAGGAAGGGCUUACUGGAAAUGCCUGGAAGCAAAGCGCAAUGGAAGCGUGGAUGCCCUUGGCAGACGUCUUGCUGGGAGCUCUCACUGAGCAUGUGCCGGCACCGCAGGCUCCGCCUUCCAACGCCGUCUUCUACGCAUCGCGAUGCGUUGAGUCGACCGACGGACAGUGCUUCGCCUUUGGCCGUCAGGUUUGCCCGCAGAAACUUCCCGCUGCUCAAAACAUUCCUGAAACCUCGGCUGCUGCCUUGGCCCCGUGGCUCCUUAAUGGAGCCUCUGAAGAAUUCAGAGGUUAG
Molecule: messenger RNA, 1188 nt
Organism: Symbiodinium sp. CCMP2456
Lineage: Eukaryota; Dinophyceae; Suessiales; Symbiodiniaceae
Source: the annotation of a GenBank genome assembly